This is a messenger RNA of Lolium rigidum, 3523 nucleotides long. RefSeq names its product transcription factor EMB1444-like. The transcript is spliced from 13 exons. Bases 1394 to 3277 code for a protein of 627 amino acids. The record is from RefSeq and is a predicted model, not a curated record. Gene Ontology annotation, biological process: regulation of DNA-templated transcription. Gene Ontology annotation, molecular function: protein dimerization activity; DNA-binding transcription factor activity. NCBI's taxonomy places the organism in Eukaryota, Viridiplantae, Streptophyta, Magnoliopsida, Poales, Poaceae.
ACAACAUCAAUCAUUCAGAAGCACUAAGGCAGCACAACUUUGAUGGUGUUGACCAUAUGAAGUGCUUGUUCGAGAAAAAUCACUAGAGGUGCUUAUGUUAUUAGGUCCUCAAAAUAUUGGAUGCAACCAACCUUAUUACCUCUCAAGGCUAUGUUAUCAUGUUCUGCUCAUACUAUGCAGAGCAUCUGUUUCUAGAUGCAGGUUGACAAAGAUGGAGAAUCUUGCCACUGGAAAUAAAGUGGUGUUGUGUGAUCAUUCGCCCACAAGAGUUGUGCUUCCCCUGCAACUGGAAAUGGUUUCGGUAUGCCAACCCUUCAAAGAAGAUUAGAAUGAGCUCAAGUAUCAAGGUUCUGGAUUGACAUACGUGCAAAUUAAAAUCUUCAACAGUCCGCCGAAAUGGUCCUAAGAAGCAUCUAUAGUGGGUUUUCAACAAAAUAGCAGCUCCACCUAGGAAGCAUUAAGCAUAUAUAAUGGGUUUUCACUUUUCAACAAAAUGGCAGCUCUACAGUAGUCUUAUCACAAUCAUUGACAAGAGAAUGGUGACCCCACUUCAGCUGUUAUUAAAGUUAUCCUUAAUACUUUAUGAAUUAACGUCAUUCAUAUUUUAUUUUCCAGCUAACUACAUUCACAAAGUCAAAGAACUGAGAAUUAACCAACAAGGUCUUUCCCUUCAAAAUUAAGUCAUGUUGAUAUGAGGCCAUUCAUGCCCACCUCAAACUCUCAAACGCACCUGCUUUCUUGGCACCACCUCUCAUCCCUUGUUGUUUGCUGAAUCUUCUACAGAUUCAUUAUAUUCCACACCGGACUCUCAAGCAGAAAAGGUUGUGUUCUUGCAUUCAGGUCUGCAGCAGCUGCUUUCAAGAUGUUGCCGCUUGAACAUAAGCCUGAGUGUUGAAAUUUGUGGAUGGCAGUGACCUGCAGAACCUCCAUGAUAUCUGCCUUCCUUUCUUUCAAUUCUUGUGCUUCUUGCUUUUAAUCUCUCAAGGUGUUUCAAAGGGCAGACUCGCACUGCAAGUGAGUGCGUGAGGGAGGGAGAGUUAUGGGAGUUGUGCUUCUGGAUUUCUUGGGCCAAUUGAUCAAACAACGAGCUUGUCUACGGUGGAAGCAAGCAGGCCGAGCUUCUUACCGUUGCAGUUAGCCACUUUAUAUUUUCUGAAAGCUCACUCGCAGUCUGCCACUUCUCUUUGCUUGUGUUUGUGCAUGAGAUUGAACUGUGGCCGCAUGGGGCUCAACAAAGAAUUGUUGCAAGGUUUGUGUUCUGAUGGUCUAUGGAAAUAUGCAGUUUUUUGGUCACUCGAAAGCGAGAAGCAUGGGAUAUUUCACUCUUUCAAAUGCAUGAUUGGCAAAUUAACUUUCCAGGAUAUUGACUUGGGGAGAUGGUUAUGUUGAUAAGAUGAUCAAGGAUACCCAAAGAAGAGAUCUUUAUGAUGAUCUAGCUGAUAGUGAUAAUCAGAUAAUAUCACAUAUUUGGUCCAACAAUGACCAGUAUCAAAGCUAUCCACUGUGCCCAGUGUUGUGCCCCAUCGAGGCAGCAUUGCUGAGCAUGUUUUGUCAUUCUUAUUCUCUUGGAGAAGAAAUUAUUGGUAAAGUAGCGGUUACGGGACAACAUUGCUGGAUAUCUGCAAAUGAUUUUCGUUCAACAUUAGUCUAUAAGUAUCACGAGGACUGGCAAUUUCAGUUUGCAGCAGGAAUCAAAACAGUUUUGCUUGUACCGGUGAUUCCUCAUGGGGUUCUUCACCUGGGCUCUUUACAUAUGGUUCUGGAAAGUUCAGCGUUGGUGACACUCGUGAAGGACUUGUUUUAUAAGAUCAACGACCCCUCGAUUCUUCAUAAUCCUUCAGCCACAGGGUUUGUCUCCUUGAAGAAACCUACUGCAAGUCUAUUGGCGGAUCCCCCAGACACACUUGCCCAUGACUUAUUUGAUUUGAUCAACAGUUCUGCUCAGCUUUUGAGGGUUGAUCAUCUCAAUCUAUCACACCCCUUCACUACGUCAGAGUUUCCAAUGUUAGAUGAUGUCAUUGCAGGGGCGUAUGUUACUGGUAUAACAGCUUGCCCAGAUGAAACUUCUGAUGCCAAUGAGAGUGAUCUGUGGACCAGUGCACAUGAAGGACCAUCUGAACUUACUCACUGUAAGACAUUGUUCGAGCAAGACAUGACCAAUCCCAAUAGCAAACUGAGUUGCAGACCGGUAACUAACAUGGAAGAUUCAGAUUAUAAUAAUAUUGAUGGUUUUACUCUUGCAUAUAUGGCACAAGAAUAUCAGGAGAACACACAUGGUACCACUAUUGUUUUAAAUGAUGAUUUUGUAACUUCAAAUUCUUUGGUUCAUUCAAAGCGGCACAAAGAUGUUGAGGCUAUGCCCAGGGAAGAUCUUGAGAACUUCGUGUGGCAUAGUAGAUCUAAACAUCAAGAGUCUACAAGCCAUUCUCUCCUUCAAGCGAAUGAAAGUAGAACAUGUUUUUACUCGCAUCUUGAGAAUAACGAGUAUGCAGAGUUCUUACUAGACGCUAUAACCUGUCAGGUUGAUAGUAUUCCAAACAGUGUAUCUUCGCAGUCAACUGGUUCUUUGACUUCAUCCCAAACACAAAUUCAGAGAGAAGAUCAUGCAGUGAGGCUGGAGGAAUUGUCAGUUCCAAACCACCCUGGUGGCCAGGAUUUUUCACCUAUCUCAGUCAAUGAUGGCUUCAUGAGUUAUAAAGUGACUGUUUCGUCCCCUGCGGAAAUCAACAAGACAAUGACUGAAGAAUGUAUGGGUCAUACAAUUCAAGACGUGCGAGGAGAUUCAGUUAAAAUAAAACAUGGAUGCAGAAAAACUGAGCUGCAGAAAGCAAGACCUAGAGACAGGCAGCUAAUCCAAGACAGAAUGAAGGAGCUGAGGGAGCUCAUUCCAAAUGCCACAAAGUGCAGCAUUGAUGCUCUCCUGGACAGUACAAUAACCCACAUGGUGUUCCUCCAAAGUGUAUCCGAGAAAGCUGAGAGGCUUCAGGACAAAAUAGGAAACAGGGAGCUUCAGGCCAAUAAGGAUCUGGAAAACUGCCCACUGAGAGUCCAAGAGCUCGAGCAAUCUGGUCAUCUUCUCAUUGAGAUGGUGUGCAAGGGGUAUGACGUCUUCCUUGAGAUUGCCCAUCUGUUCAAGAACCUUGAGGUGAGCAUACUGAAAGGAGAGCUGGAGUACCGUUCGGAUGAGCUCUGGGCUUGCUUCGUCAUCGAGGCUUCAGAAUGUUCAAACAAGAUGCAGAUUCUCUGUCCACUGAUGCAUCUGUUGCAGAGGAGAUGAUCAUGUUUUUGUGACUUGUGUUGUGUCGUUUGAUUAUGGCUAGCCAUUUUCCUGCUUGAAGAGUGACUCAUUGAAUAAUGUACAGGAGACAUGUGGUGCACUGGAACAACAGUUUGUUAAUUGCAGACAUCUGAGACUUGCUAGCUUGGUUCUUAUCUUUUUAUUUUAUUUUGAAAGCUUCACUAUCAUCUGAGGCGACCCAGAAUUAAUUGUGCUAUUAAAUAAUAUACUGUACUUUCGUCACAA